Messenger RNA from Carlito syrichta (Philippine tarsier), 1903 nucleotides. It is a transcript of the gene SRP68, whose product is annotated as signal recognition particle 68. NCBI's taxonomy places the organism in Eukaryota, Metazoa, Chordata, Mammalia, Primates, Tarsiidae. Gene Ontology annotation, molecular function: 7S RNA binding; endoplasmic reticulum signal sequence receptor activity; signal recognition particle binding. Gene Ontology annotation, cellular component: signal recognition particle, endoplasmic reticulum targeting. The coding region runs from base 102 to 965 and encodes 287 amino acids. Gene Ontology annotation, biological process: SRP-dependent cotranslational protein targeting to membrane. The transcript has 8 exons. The record is from RefSeq and is a predicted model, not a curated record.
CCCGUUUUAAUUCUGUGAUUUACUCAGAAGAAAGUCUCUCACUCCAUUCUGCCUUUGUUUAGGCUGAAAGUGAAGAAACUAAGGAGCGUCUGUUUGAAUCCAUGCUCAGUGAAUGUCGGGACGCCAUCCAGGUUGUGCGGGAAGAGCUCAAGCCGGAUCAGAAACAGAGAGAUUAUACCCUUGAUGGGGAGUCGGGGAAGGUGUCUAAUCUUCAAUACCUGCACAGCUACCUGACUUACAUCAAGCUGUCGACAGCAAUCAAGCGUAAUGAGAACAUGGCCAAAGGUCUGCAGAAGGCUCUGCUGCAGCAGCAGCCGGACGAUGACAGCAAGCGCUCCCCCCGGCCCCAGGACCUGAUCCGGCUCUACGACAUCAUUCUACAGAAUUUGGUGGAAUUGCUCCAGCUUCCUGGCUUAGAAGAGGACAGAGCCUUCCAAAAAGAGAUAGGCCUUAAGACGCUGGUAUACAAAGCUUACAGGUGUUUUUUCAUUGCUCAGUCCUAUGUGCUGGUGAAGAAGUGGAGCGAAGCCCUUGUCCUAUAUGAUAGAGUCCUGAAGUAUGCAGAUGAAGUUAAUUCCGAUGCUGGCGCCUUCAAGAACAGCCUCAAGGACCUGCCUGGCGUACAAGAGCUCAUCACUCAAGUGCGGUCGGAGAAAUGCUCCCUGCAGGCCGCGGCCAUCCUAGAUGCAAAUGACUCCCAUCAAACAGAGACUUCCUCUCAAGUCAAAGACAAUAAGCCUCUGGUUGAACGGUUUGAGACAUUCUGCCUGGACCCUUCCCUUGUCACCAAGCAAGCCAAUCUCGUGCACUUCCCACCAGGCUUUCAGCCUAUCCCUUGCAAGCCUUUGUUUUUUGACCUGGCCCUCAACCACGUGGCUUUCCCACCCCUUGAGGACAAGUUAGAGCAGAAGACCAAGAGUGGCCUCACUGGAUACAUCAAGGGCAUCUUCGGAUUCAGAAGCUAACCAGGCUCUUCCUCGGGGGCAGGGGGAGAUUCUGACUCUUAACCUGUAUUGUGAGAAAACCCCAGCAAGUUCCAUGAUAUUAAAUCCAAGUCUGAUUGGCCCAGGACAGGCAUUUAACAUCUUUAGCCCUGCGUUUCCACAUCUUGUGUGUUUGUGCACUUACAUUCUUAACCAGUGUGUUCGGAGGACACCCUGUCGUCUUCUGGUGGAUGUAGGCAGGGUCACGCUGUUUCCUGUACCUCCUGGGAGAGGGCCCGCUACUGUCUGGUCCCCUGUGAGGCGUGGUUGAUUACCUUUGGUCAGUAAUAUGUUCAGGGGCUUCACACCCGGCACGGACGGGGCCCCGGAACUCUUUGUCAUGUUUCUUCAGUACUGUGGAUUUGAAAUGAACUCAUCCUUGCUGUGAGCAUCCAGAAUCCCUUGAGAAGUUUGUCUGUGACUAUGGAACAUUGGCAAUGUCACCCCAGAAUUACGGUCAGCCUUAUUCCUCUUCACCUUCAAGUGAACACUAAGAAGUUUCAGAAUAAGCAGAGAGCUCUAUUUUUAGAAGAAAUAUGUUACACUCAGAAAUGAUGAAACCAAAUCUUAUAUUAAAAGCAAAGAUGAUGGAGACUGUGCCCAUUUUUUACAUGCCCUUCCUCACGUCCAGUCCCAGCUCUCUACUCAGGGACCUGGUUGUAUGACCCCGUGAGGUCAAGUGUAUUCUGAUUUCCUGGCAGCUGGGUGUGGCUAUUGCCAGAUUUGGAUGUGUUAGAGGCACUGUUUUUAAAGAGUUCCCAGUCUGUAAUUUUUAGAUGCCAUUACUUUUUAAUCAAUCUCUUCCUUACUCUCUCAUUUUUUCCUUAGUCAUCCUUUUCUAUUUCUAUUACAGCAUCAAUAAUAGAAGUCACAAAAGUAAUGUAAAACAAGGAAUAAAAGUGAUUUAAGUAUGAGAUGUA